Messenger RNA from Caenorhabditis elegans, 2676 nucleotides. RefSeq names its product FH2 domain-containing protein (gene F41G3.3). The record is from RefSeq and is marked reviewed. The transcript is spliced from 12 exons. NCBI's taxonomy places the organism in Eukaryota, Metazoa, Nematoda, Chromadorea, Rhabditida, Rhabditidae. The coding region runs from base 1 to 2403 and encodes 800 amino acids.
AUGGAUCGAAGAAGAGAUCCUCGCUAUAAACAGCAAGAAGCACAUCAUUAUGAUGAUCGGUACAACAACACUUAUGAUAAUUACGAUUACGAAGAGGAUUAUGGUAAUCAAUAUGCAAACACUGUCCCCCACCAUCACCACCCUCAUCCUCAUGCUCAUCCACAUCAUCCGGAAGAUCAUGGAUAUGACGAUGAAGAGGAUCAUUGGGCAAACCAACGUGACCAGCAAGACUUUUAUGACACUGUCCCUGCAACAAAUGUUCCUCCUGUAAAACCAAUGGGUCCUCCGAAGAAUCUUGCUCGAGUUCAAAUAUCUACUUCAAUCCCAUCAAUGGAGUCUGACAAUUCACCAAUUCCACAGGCACCACCUCCACCGAGAUUUGGACCUACUGGGGGAUAUAACAAUAAUAAUAAUAACGAUAGAAAGACGCCUGUUUCAAAAUAUGGUAAUAUGGCGACAACUGAUAUAAAGCAGAGAAGAGAUCCAUCAGAUGUUCAUAUUCGAUUUGAUCCUGGAGCUAAAAGGGACUUAAUUUCCAAACAAUCAUCGUACAUUGAUGGAUAUAGAACUGGUGAAUCAGCAACUUCAGCUGCUAAAAAGAAGGAAUCUGGAAGCUCAUCUGGUGGUCAGGCAACAAAUACAAUUCGAUCGAUUAUAAAUAACCUCAAAAGUGGUGGAGCAGAAAAACAAGAAGAUACAAUUCCUCGUAACCGUGUCUCUACAAAUCCAUUCAUGAGAGCAAAUCAACAACAACAACAGCAACAAAAUCACAAUGCAACUCGUUUUGAAAAUAAUAAAAAUUCUUCGAAAAAUGUAGCAGAAGUUGUGGAAAAAAUGAAUAAUGGAGAUUGGCCAAUUCAAAUUGAAGAUGAAGAUAUACCACCUUCGGCUGCUGUAAAUAAUCCUAAACGAGGAUAUCAACAGCAGCAAGCUGACAAAGCGCGACAAUGGGAGACUCUACACAGGAAGAAAGAUGAGAAGAGAAGCAUUCUGGACGAGGUGGCUCAUUUGACAGGAGCUCCACCAGCUCCACCACUUCCAGCACAACAACCACCACCAGUUGCUCAUUCUUCUCAAAUUCCACAAAAACAGCAACAUCCUCAAAUGCAAAAACAACAAAGUCGGGAGGAGCAUGACAAAAUGUCUGACAAAAGUCAUGAGGAAGAGCACACAAGUGUCUCUACUGAUUCUGCACUUUGUUCUGAAACUUCAGAAGUUCGUGGCCCAUCCCCAUAUAAACUUCCAUUUGAUUCACAAAAACCCGGAGAAUUGUCAGAAGAAGCUGAGAAACUCUUGUUUUAUUUCAAGACACACAAGGAAGUUUUGAAUUAUUUGGGAAUUGGGUUAACUGAUCGGCUUUGGAAACAUAUCCAAAAGCUUCCAAGUUUUGAAACUUCAAUUCGAGUUUUCAAAAAGCAAGAUGAAAUUUCAUCAAAGCCACCACCAGCACCACCGCUUAUUCAAAAUUCUCUAACACCACUACAAGGAUCAAAUGUUCCAGCAGCUCCAAAGAUUACUGUCAGCCAAUCAUUUGCUCAGCAGGAUAGAGAUAGAAAGAGCCCAAUCGGACAUUCACACAAUCGAAGCGUUUCCCAGAAUGAGUUGUCCCCGCAACCAGCUGAUGGAUACUCAUUGGAAGACCAAUUUACAAAGAAUGCUGAUACGGGAAACAGUCGGGAAAGAUCAAACAAUGGUGGAAGAUUUGUGAAAAAGUCAGCGGCAGCAUUGAUUGCGAAGAAACAAGGAAUGCAAACCGAGGAUCCGAACUCGGCGACUGAAAUUAUUGAUCCACGAAUCGCCGAAGAAAUCAAAAAUCUUCGUGAUCGAGAAGAAGAGUUAAAAAGAAGUCGUUCAGAAUUAGCUCUUGUAACAAGUCCCCUUCCGAGUUCUUAUCAAAUGAGUCCAAAAAAGACAAGUCCAAGUAGUAAUAUGAGAAGUGCUCAAUCAUACGAUCAUUUGGAUAAUUCGAUUCGAUCACCAAUUGAGAGAUCACAUUCUUCACAUAAUAUACAUCAUAUGAAGAGUGUUGAGUCAUCGUAUCAUCUCAGUGGAGCAUAUGGAAAUGCAAAUUAUGGUUCAAUGCCAAGAGCUCAACGAAAGCCAGGAUCUUACCAACCUCAAAUGCAUGAUCAUCGUUCACAAGACGGAGGAUACCGUCAAUCCCCGAACCGAAACUUUUUUCGUCAGACACCAACCGCUUCUGAGGCGACGAACGCCGGUUGGCAGAAAUCAGCUCCGUCAUUCGAGACGAAGUCGUCCGUCGCAGUUCAUUCAGGCUUACAGCUUCCAGCCGCCCGAAUUUCAAUUUCAUCUUAUCAGCAAAGAUCCAACGACAAGUAUCAGAAUCCCAAAUCUAUGUACGCUUCAAAACAACACGACACGACUCGUAAAAUUGGGCUCUAGGAGAUGGUUUUUGAAGAAGAGAAGAACAAUUUCAAAACGAGAAGAAUCAUUUAAGAAAAGUGUUGGCAGAAAUACUGUUCGAUUUUCUGAAACUGUUACAAGUAUAUUUUAAUUGUUUUUCAACUUUGGUGCAUGUUUAAAAUCGCGUCAUUAAAACUUUGGGGGAAAUCGAAAUUUCUGAUUCUUCAGAAAUAAUUUAUAUUUCCUUUUAUUUUUUUUUCGCACGAAAGAGUUUAUUUUAUUGAAAAUGAACAUUUUAAUUUUUUAAAAAUC